AUGGCAGACCGACUGACACAACUGCAAGAUGCAGUUGACCAGCUCGCGACACAAUUUCUUGCAUCCGUCCAUUUCGUUAACAAACACCACGAGCUCAAGACGUUAAGCCCGAAAGACAGUAUACGAGACACGAAGAAAGACGAUGACGGGGCUCCUCAAGAAGUGGACCCUUUACCGGCAGAUCAAUUCAAGGCGGGACAGACAGAGCUUGCGCAGGAUCUCAUUGUGAAAGAGCAACAAAUUGAGUACUUAAUAUCAAUGCUGCCUGGACUUGAAAAUAGCGAAAAUGAUCAGGAGAAGAGGAUGAAGGAGUUGGAAGAGGAGUUGAAGGUUGCGGAAGAAGAGCGACAACAGGCUUUGAAGGAGAAGGAGGAGGUCUUGACGAAGCUAGAGGGUAUUAUUCGCAGCAUCAAACGUCCUUGA
Molecule: messenger RNA, 423 nt
Organism: Glarea lozoyensis ATCC 20868
Lineage: Eukaryota; Fungi; Ascomycota; Leotiomycetes; Helotiales; Helotiaceae
Product: Mediator hinge subcomplex-like protein
Exons: 3
Coding region: 1-423 (140 amino acids)
Biological process (GO): regulation of transcription by RNA polymerase II
Cellular component (GO): mediator complex
Molecular function (GO): transcription coregulator activity
Source: RefSeq, a predicted model, not a curated record